Parathielavia appendiculata is the source of this 702-nucleotide messenger RNA. RefSeq lists its product as uncharacterized. NCBI's taxonomy places the organism in Eukaryota, Fungi, Ascomycota, Sordariomycetes, Sordariales, Chaetomiaceae. The record is from RefSeq and is a predicted model, not a curated record. Bases 1 to 702 code for a protein of 233 amino acids. The transcript has 2 exons.
AUGCCUUCCACAAUCCUCUCUGAAAACACCCCUGUGGCCAAGGCGCUGCUUGCCAUGGGCAUCAUCGGCUCCAUCGCCCUCAUCGCUGUCGCUCUCUGUGGCCUUAACUGGUUCCCUGGCCGCCCUGAGCGGAGGCAGAGACGAGCUGAACAUUCCUCCGGUGCGAGGAACACCAUCCGCAGUGCCCCGCUUGAUGCAGAUGGUUGGCAGGCGGCGCCAGACCUCGAAGCCGGCGCCGGGUUGAACGACGGGGGCAUCGAGCAGCCAAUCCAAGCUUACAUUGAGCGGCAGCGCGAUGAAGAGCUGCGCCGCCUGCGCGAGGAAGGGCUCAACGAGCUCGGCGAGGCCCCGCCGCCGUACAAAGUCGAGCCGGACGACCUGGGCCUCCCGUCUCCCCUUCCGCCCGCGAGGACAGCACCGGCCCGUGCGAGGAGCGACUUCCGCAAGCAGCGACGCCAAUCGGCCAACCCCGGCCCCAAGACCAGCACGGACCAAGCACCAACACCGCAACAUCCACCAACAACCGAUGGCCGCCGCCGUCGCUUCCGGACGAGCACCAACAUCCUGUGGUUCCCGUGGCGGCAGCAACUAACGACGACACGCCACUCAACCCUGAACAGGCCGCCCUCAUCUUCGCUCCCGCCGCUGCGCCUGCACUCGACGGUGAACGGCAUGGCUCCGCGGGAUUUGGGUGCGGCUUAA